AACAAUAUUUUUAUUCAUUUUGCUCCUCCAAAAACAAAAAGAGGGAAGCAAAGCAUUGUUAUAUUGUAUGGGCGGAGAGAGAGAGAGAGAGAGAUUGCAAGUGACUCUUGGGCAUUCAGAGAAGACCAAACCAAACCCUAGAUUUCUUUUCUGCUGAUUUCAGCAAUAAUUCAUUUUUUAUUUCGAUUUUCAGAUCCAAUUUGUACCUGGGAAAGAUUCAAAAUUUGUUCUCUCAAAGCUCUGAAAGAUCCUGCUCAAUUAUAGUCAUUCCAAGAGGCAAGGAAUCUUGGGUCUGGUUUAUAUUCUGAGAUUUGUCUAAGAAUUUUGAGUGGAUUGGGGAAACCCAAAUAGAAUUUAUUCAAGAUGAUGUCCAAAUCGUAUACCAAUCUUUUAGAUCUAGCUUCUGGAAACUUUCCAAUAAUGGGUCGGGAAAGAAGGCGACUUCCCCGUGUAAUGACCGUUGCCGGAGUUAUAUCAGAGCUUGAUGAUGAUCAGGCCAAUAGCGUGUCUUCGGAUGUUCCAUCCUCGAUUAUGCAGGACCGUAUAAUUAUAGUUGCCAAUCAGCUCCCUGUAAAAGCUAAGCGUAGACCUGACAAUAAAGGAUGGAGUUUUAGUUGGGACGAGGACUCAUUGCUAUUGCAGUUAAAGGAUGGUCUACCCGAAGAGAUGGAGGUUUUAUAUGUAGGUUCUUUGAAUGUUGAAGUGGAUUCAAAUGAGCAAGAUGAUGUAUCACAGCUCCUGUUGGAUAGGUUCAAGUGUGUUCCAGCCUUUUUGCCACCUGACAUUUUGUCCAAGUUCUAUCAUGGGUUUUGCAAGCAGCAUUUGUGGCCUUUGUUUCAUUACAUGCUUCCGUUCUCAGCAAAUCAUGGUGGGCGGUUUGAUCGGUCUUUGUGGGAGGCAUAUGUGGCUGCGAAUAAAAUUUUCUCGCAAAGGGUGAUCGAGGUAAUAAAUCCAGAGGAUGACUAUGUCUGGAUUCAUGAUUACCAUUUAAUGGUGCUGCCUACCUUCUUGAGGAGGAGGUUCAAUAGAUUGAGAAUGGGUUUUUUUCUUCACAGCCCAUUUCCUUCUUCAGAAAUAUAUAGAACUUUACCAGUUAGGGAAGAGAUUCUAAAAGCACUUCUAAAUUCGGACCUUAUUGGUUUCCACACUUUUGAUUAUGCUCGACAUUUCUUGUCUUGUUGUAGUCGGAUGUUGGGUUUGGAGUAUCAGUCAAAAAGGGGUUAUAUUGGGUUGGAUUAUUAUGGAAGGACAGUUGGGAUAAAGAUCAUGCCUGUUGGGAUUCACAUGGGGCAGAUUGAGUCAGUGUUGAGACUUGCGGAUAAGGAGUGGAGGGUAGGAGAGCUUAAACAACAGUUUGAAGGAAAGACUGUGCUGCUUGGUGUUGAUGAUAUGGAUAUCUUUAAAGGUGUCAACUUGAAGCUCUUGGCAAUGGAGCAGAUGCUGAAGCAGCACCCAAAGUGGCAGGGAAGAGCAGUUCUGGUACAGAUAGCAAAUCCUGCUAGGGGAAGAGGAAAAGAUCUUGAGGAAACACAGGCUGAAAUACAGGCAAGCAUCAAAAGAAUUAAUGAAAAAUUUGGUCAGCCUGGUUAUGAACCUAUUGUAUUCAUCGAUAGACCAGUCUCUCUUAGUGAACGAGUUGCAUAUUACACCAUUGCUGAGUGUGUAGUGGUUACGGCUGUGAGAGAUGGGAUGAAUCUUAUUCCAUAUGAGUACAUUGUGUGCAGGCAAGGAAAUUCUGUAUCAGAUUCUAAUUCAGAAUUCAGUGGACCCAAGAAGAGCAUGCUCAUAGUAUCCGAGUUUAUUGGAUGUUCCCCUUCACUGAGUGGUGCAAUUCGGGUUAACCCAUGGAAUAUUGAAUCAACGGCUGAGGCUAUGAACGAGGCAAUUUCAAUGGUUGAACCUGAAAAGCAGUUGCGCCAUGAAAAGCAUUAUAGGUAUGUUAGUACACAUGAUGUGGCAUACUGGUCACGAAGCGUUUUCCAAGAUAUGGAGAGAACAUGCAAAGACCAUUUCAGAAGACGUUGCUGGGGUAUUGGUUUGGGCUUUGGUUUCAGGGUUAUAGCACUUGAUCCUAACUUCAGAAAGCUGUCUAUUGAUGCCAUUCAGUCUGCUUAUUUGAGAUCUAAACGUAGGGCUAUACUGUUAGAUUAUGAUGGUACUGUGAUGCCUCAAACAUCUAUAAAUAAGAGCCCAAGCCAAGAGGUCAUCUCUCUCAUAAAUACACUUUGUGGUGAUGUUAAAAACACUGUUUUUGUGGUCAGCGGAAGAGGGAGGGAUAGUUUAAGCAAGUGGUUUUCUCCUUGCAAGAAACUUGGAAUUGCUGCUGAACAUGGUUAUUUUGUGAGGUGGUCUGCGGACAAGGAUUGGGAAAUUUGUGGGCAGAGCAAUGAUUUUGGAUGGAUACAGAUAGCAGAACCAGUUAUGAAACUCUACACAGAAGCCACUGAUGGUUCUUCCAUUGAAACCAAGGAGAGUGCCUUGGUUUGGCACCAUCGAGAUGCAGAUCCUGGUUUUGGAUCCAGCCAGGCUAAAGAGUUGUUGGACCAUCUAGAAAGUGUGCUAGCAAAUGAACCAGUUGCUGCCAAGAGUGGUCAGUAUAUCGUAGAAGUAAAGCCACAGGGAGUCAGUAAAGGCGUGGUCGCAGAAAAGAUCUUCACAUCAAUGCACGAGACUGGAAAGCCGGCUGAUUUUGUACUGUGCGUUGGUGACGAUAGAUCUGAUGAGGAUAUGUUUGAGAUUAUUGGCAAUGCAAUGACAAAUGGUGUCCUCUCCUCUAAUACCAGUGUUUUUGCAUGCACUGUUGGACAGAAACCCAGUAAAGCAAAGUACUACUUGGAUGACCCUAGUGAUGUCAUAACAAUGCUUGACGCUCUUGCAGAAGCUUCAGACUCUCCGCCCUCCUCAGAUGGUGAACCAGCUUCCCCGUGAAAUCUUCCUCCAUGACUUUGUUAGACUCCAGUGUCUUCUUCUUUAAGCCGAUGAUGAUGAAUCACAUGCUGGACCUUGAUUGAAAGAAACAAAUCAUUUUCAGCUCUUUGGAUGUGAAUUGUUGGAGGAACGACUUCAUGACCUUUUUGACUGAUGAUUUGCGGCCAGUUCAAAAACAUCGGGAGCUCUGAUUUCUUCUGUGAUAUAAACCAUCAAUGCAGAACGUGGAUUAUAGUGGGGGCUUGGUGAAAAACAGAACUUAAAUCAGCUCAUACUGAGGACUUGAUGGAACCAACAAUGUGACAUGAACAAAUUCAAUUGUUACAUAAUCCGGAGAUUGACAAGUCUGAUGAAGGGGUGCAAGCCACGUGUAUUCUAGAAACAUUAA
Molecule: messenger RNA, 3316 nt
Organism: Prunus avium (sweet cherry)
Lineage: Eukaryota; Viridiplantae; Streptophyta; Magnoliopsida; Rosales; Rosaceae
Product: putative alpha,alpha-trehalose-phosphate synthase [UDP-forming] 7
Biological process (GO): trehalose biosynthetic process
Cellular component (GO): cytosol
Molecular function (GO): trehalose-phosphatase activity
Source: RefSeq, a predicted model, not a curated record